Messenger RNA from Notothenia coriiceps (black rockcod), 648 nucleotides. RefSeq names its product thyroid transcription factor 1-associated protein 26 homolog. The transcript is spliced from 2 exons. The record is from RefSeq and is a predicted model, not a curated record. Bases 108 to 623 code for a protein of 171 amino acids. Lineage: Eukaryota; Metazoa; Chordata; Actinopteri; Perciformes; Nototheniidae.
ACGUGUACGUCAUCACAUCGCGUCUUUAACACAAAUCGCAUGCAGGCUAAGCUUAACCCGCAUGAGUUUUGUAAACAUUUCACUUUUCCUGGCAAAUUCUAACUGAAAUGGCACCAACAGAUAACAAAAAAAAGGAUCAUAAGUUUGUGGCAAAAGCUGGUAACUGGAAGAAACCACAAAAUACCCUACAUGGUGUCAAGAAGAGGAAAUGGGUCCCCGACAACAAAGUAUUUGAAGGCAGUGUUAAAGAAGGACAAGGUUUCGCUUUAAAAAGAAAGGAAAAAGUCAAACAUGAGUACAACAAACUGCUGCGUAAGGAGAAAAGGAGGACCCCUGCGUCCAAAGCUCUCUACAAGGAGGAGUACCCCGAACACCUCCGCCAUCUAUACGUGGCCGAGGCAGAGAAACUGAGGAACGAGGCCUGGACCCAUCGCCUUAAUAGGACCAAGCAGAGACUGUUAGGGCAGGAGAAAAGAGAAGAGACAGCUGAACAUGAUGAAGAUGAUGCUCCUGCUGAAGCUGAAGCUGCUGAACCAGUUCCAGAAGAUGCUGGUGGAUCUGAGCAGACAGAUGCUGGACCUGUGAACUCUGAACCAGCAGCAUCCUCAGAGAAAGACAGGUAAGAAAACAUCUGAACACUCAGCUCUA